Molecule: messenger RNA, 5071 nt
Organism: Cebus imitator (Panamanian white-faced capuchin)
Lineage: Eukaryota; Metazoa; Chordata; Mammalia; Primates; Cebidae
Gene: SRGAP3
Product: SLIT-ROBO Rho GTPase activating protein 3
Exons: 22
Coding region: 720-4019 (1099 amino acids)
Biological process (GO): signal transduction; negative regulation of cell migration
Cellular component (GO): cytoplasm
Molecular function (GO): protein binding
Source: RefSeq, a predicted model, not a curated record
GGGGAGAGCUCAGCCAGCCCUGCAGGGCGAGCAGUCCAGCCCUGGGCUCACCGGAGCUUAAGCGUUGCAGCAGGAAAACUUCCAUCUCGCUCUCCUGGCUUUGAUCCUCACUGGACAGCAGACCAGAGGCACCGAAGGGAGGGAGGAUGCGAGAUGACCGGCCCUUUGGCAACCUGACCAUCGACUUAGCAGAGCCUUCAAAAGCGAGCCAGGGGCUGGCUGCACGACCAAGGAGGCGCCGCGCCUCUCGUGGAUGUGUGUGUGUGAGUGAUCCAGCGAGUGUGUGUGCGUGUGAGGGUGUGUGUGUAUGCCUGUGUGCACAUCACAAUUGUGUGUGUGUCCGGGUGAGUGUGCGUGUGCACGCGUGAGUGUGUGUGUGUAUGUUUGCAUGUGGGUGUGAGUGCUCUUGGCUAUUAUUAUUAUUUUUGGAAGAAACAUCUUUGAAAAUCUGGGGCAGGUUACUGUGCUCCUAGGGUGAUUCUUCUUUUGCAAGAGGAGCUGACCACAGCAAGCUACUAGAGCCAUUUCUCGGCAAGUGAAGAGAUUUUUCCUCCCAGAAGGAGAAGGAUUUUUCUCCCUGGUCUGCAGCCAAGUGAAAGAGAUUAGUCCCUAAACCUGUGAAAUCGACCAGAGCUGUGUGAUUACCAGGGCUUGAGAGAGGACUCGAAAAGAAAAGGAGAAAUAAAUCAGCCUGUCAGUUCCUUUGGCCACAUCGGAAGAUGUCAUCUCAAACUAAGUUCAAGAAAGACAAAGAAAUCAUUGCUGAAUAUGAAGCCCAAAUAAAAGAGAUCCGUACGCAGCUGGUGGAGCAGUUCAAAUGUCUGGAGCAGCAAUCAGAGUCGCGACUGCAGCUGCUUCAAGACCUCCAGGAGUUUUUCCGCCGGAAAGCUGAGAUUGAGCUCGAGUACUCCCGCAGCCUGGAGAAGCUGGCUGAGCGCUUCUCCUCCAAAAUCCGCAGCUCCCGGGAGCACCAGUUCAAGAAGGACCAGUACCUCCUCUCACCUGUGAACUGUUGGUAUCUGGUUCUGCAUCAGACCCGGCGGGAGAGCCGAGACCAUGCCACUCUCAAUGACAUCUUCAUGAACAAUGUCAUCGUCCGCCUCUCCCAGAUCAGUGAGGAUGUCAUCAGACUCUUCAAAAAGAGCAAGGAGAUUGGCCUGCAGAUGCAUGAGGAGCUCCUGAAGGUGACCAAUGAGCUCUACACAGUCAUGAAAACCUACCACAUGUACCAUGCGGAGAGCAUCAGUGCAGAAAGCAAGCUGAAGGAGGCCGAGAAGCAGGAGGAGAAGCAGUUUAACAAGUCCGGAGACCUCAGCAUGAACCUGCUCCGGCACGAGGACCGGCCCCAGCGCCGCAGCUCCGUGAAGAAGAUUGAGAAGAUGAAGGAGAAGAGGCAGGCCAAGUACUCUGAGAACAAGCUGAAAUGCACAAAGGCCCGAAAUGACUACUUGCUCAAUCUGGCAGCCACCAACGCAGCUAUAAGCAAAUACUACAUCCAUGACGUCUCCGAUCUGAUCGAUUGCUGUGAUUUGGGCUUUCAUGCCAGCCUGGCCCGCACCUUCCGGACCUACCUCUCAGCUGAAUACAACCUGGAGACGUCUCGCCACGAGGGGCUGGAUGUCAUUGAGAAUGCGGUGGACAACCUGGAUUCCCGAAGCGACAAACACACAGUCAUGGACAUGUGCAACCAGGUCUUCUGCCCUCCACUCAAGUUCGAGUUCCAGCCCCACAUGGGGGAUGAGGUAUGCCAGGUCAGCGCUCAGCAGCCCGUCCAGACAGAACUGCUCAUGCGGUAUCACCAGCUGCAGUCCAGACUGGCCACCCUCAAGAUAGAGAAUGAGGAGGUUAGGAAAACCCUGGAUGCCACCAUGCAGACCUUGCAGGAUAUGCUGACGGUGGAGGACUUUGAUGUCUCCGAUGCCUUCCAACAUAGUCGAUCAACGGAGUCUGUCAAGUCCGCUGCCUCUGAGACCUACAUGAGCAAGAUCAACAUUGCCAAGAGGAGAGCCAACCAGCAGGAAACAGAAAUGUUUUAUUUUACAAAAUUUAAAGAAUAUGUGAAUGGCAGUAACCUCAUCACCAAGCUGCAGGCCAAGCACGAUUUACUCAAGCAGACCCUGGGCGAAGGGGAAAGAGCAGAAUGCGGCACCACCAGGCCCCCCUGUCUUCCCCCUAAACCACAGAAAAUGAGGAGACCUAGGCCUCUCUCAGUGUAUAGCCAUAAACUCUUUAACGGCAGUAUGGAAGCAUUCAUUAAGGAUUCAGGACAAGCUAUACCACUUGUAGUCGAGAGCUGCAUCCGAUACAUCAAUUUAUAUGGACUCCAGCAGCAGGGGAUCUUCAGAGUGCCAGGUUCUCAGGUGGAAGUCAAUGACAUCAAAAAUUCCUUUGAGAGAGGUGAAGACCCCCUUGUGGACGAUCAAAAUGAACGAGAUAUCAAUUCAGUUGCUGGUGUUUUAAAACUCUAUUUCCGAGGACUGGAAAACCCACUCUUUCCUAAGGAAAGGUUUCAAGAUUUGAUAUCUACUAUUAAACUGGAGAACCCAGCUGAGAGGGUGCACCAGAUCCAGCAAAUCCUCGUCACCCUUCCCCGUGUGGUCAUCGUGGUCAUGAGAUACCUCUUCGCUUUCCUCAACCACCUCUCCCAGUAUAGCGACGAGAACAUGAUGGAUCCCUACAACCUGGCCAUCUGCUUCGGGCCUACCCUCAUGCACAUCCCCGAUGGGCAGGACCCUGUGUCCUGCCAGGCACACAUCAAUGAAGUCAUCAAAACCAUCAUCAUCCAUCAUGAAGCCAUCUUCCCCAGCCCCCGGGAGCUAGAGGGACCUGUGUAUGAAAAAUGCAUGGCUGGAGGGGAAGAAUAUUGUGACAGCCCACACAGCGAGCCAGGGACCAUCGAUGAAGUUGACCAUGACAAUGGCACUGAGCCUCAUACCAGCGAUGAAGAAGUGGAGCAGAUUGAGGCAAUUGCCAAGUUUGACUACAUGGGACGGUCCCCGCGUGAGCUGUCUUUCAAGAAAGGGGCCUCGCUGCUCCUGUACCACCGCGCCUCGGAGGACUGGUGGGAGGGCCGGCACAAUGGCGUGGAUGGACUCAUCCCCCAUCAGUACAUAGUUGUACAGGACAUGGAUGAUGCCUUCUCCGACAGCCUGAGCCAGAAGGCUGACAGCGAGGCUAGCAGUGGGCCACUGCUGGAUGACAAGGCCUCUUCCAAAAACGACCUCCAGUCCCCAACGGAGCACAUCUCGGAUUACGGCUUUGGGGGGGUGAUGGGCCGAGUGCGGUUACGAUCUGAUGGAGCGGCCAUCCCCAGACGCCGAAGUGGGGGCGACACACACAGCCCACCCCGGGGCCUGGGCCCCAGCAUAGACACACCACCCCGGGCUGCUGCCUGCCCCAGCAGCCCCCACAAAAUACCCCUCAACCGGGGGAGGAUUGAGAGCCCUGAGAAGCGGAGGAUGGCGACGUUCGGGAGCGCUGGCAGCAUCAACUACCCUGACAAGAAGGCGCUCUCCGAAGGGCACUCAAUGAGGUCGACCUGCGGUUCCACCAGGCACAGCAGCCUAGGGGACCACAAGUCCCUGGAGGCCGAGGCCCUGGCAGAAGACAUCGAGAAGACCAUGAGCACAGCUCUGCACGAGUUGCGGGAACUCGAGAGGCAGAACACGGUCAAGCAGGCGCCAGAUGUGGUGCUGGACACCCUGGAGCCCCUGAAGAACCCCCCAGGCCCCAUCAGCUCGGAGCCUGCCAGCCCCCUUCACACCAUCGUCAUCCGCGACCCUGAUGCUGCCAUGCGCCGGAGCAGCAGCUCCUCCACCGAGAUGAUGACCACCUUCAAGCCAGCCCUGUCUGCCCGCCUGGCCGGUGCCCAGCUGCGCCCGCCUCCCAUGCGGCCCGUGCGGCCGGUGGUCCAGCACCGGUCCAGCAGCAGCAGCAGCUCAGGCGUGGGCAGCCCAGCCGUGACGCCCACCGAGAAGAUGUUCCCCAACAGCUCAGCGGACAAGUCGGGCACCAUGUGACCUGCAGGAUGGGCCGCCCCGUCAUGGCCCACUGUGGCUCGCCAUGGCCCAGGGUGGCCUCGGUGGCUUCCACGUGCUUCCCAGUGACCCUGGCCUUGGAGGGCAGAGGUCAGCCUGGGAGGGUGUGUCUGUGCAGAGCUGAGGUAGGCGCUGGCUGCAGCUCACAUCCAGCCAUGGGAAUCCCACAGACCUCUCGCGUGUCCGCAGACGUCCAGAGGAGUGCCGGAGCUCCGGCAGCCCCAACCACAGCAUCUCCUAACAUAGAGGCGACAUGCGACAUGGCUUCUCCCGCAUAUCCUCACUGGAAACUUCUCUCGACAUUCUGUCUACAUACCUAUAUGUGUGUGUAUAUCGACGUGUGCAUAUAUACACAUGUAUAUGUAUGUAUGUGUCUGUAGGUGUGUGUAUAUAUAUAUAUUUAUGCAUCUAUAUACAUAUACUAGAUCUGGACACACACAUACUAAGUGUAUAUAGUAUCUCCUUUUUCUUUUUAUGAAACUUAGAUUUACCUCAGACCCAUGCCACCAAACAUCUCCCACCGAGUUAUUUGGUGGGAUUUGCAGGGACUUUUCUGGGAGAACUUAGAGGCCCAUAGUAACUGCGAAUGAAGCAAUAUACCACUAACCUGCAGAAAAACACAAACAAAAACAGUCUCCCACUGUCUCCAGAAGUCGUGGCCUUCCAGAACAGUCUGCCCCUCAAGGAAGGGUGGGGCAGGCAGUACUCCCAAGCAGGCUGCUCCCAGAGCUGGGGAACCCUUCAUAGAAAAUCCCCACCCCCAUCCACCCCAGAGACCCUGCCCUUCCACCCGGAGGCCAAAGGCCAACUGUACCCCCGAAGGCACGGGAGAAAGUUGGCGAGAAGACCCCUGACCACCACAUCCUUGUGUUUGUGUGUAGAGGCAGGGGAUAGUGAGAACCUCAGCCCCAUCGUAGCACAGUAUUACAUGUGGUUGGGAAAAAGGGAAAAAUAAAAAUACAGUGGUGUGGAAUACUUCAAAACCUAGAAACGCUGUAGGAAUAAAUCUGUGGUAACUAUAGAGGUUUAACUUA